UCCCUUCGCCCCAAGAGGCGUCUAUUCCUUCGAAGGUUCUCGAUAAGGUUUUCUUGGCCGGUGUCUUCCUCCUUCGUUUAGGGUUUUUUUUCAUCUCUCUGCAUCGAAUUGGACGUGGAUUUCCAUUUUGAUUUAUCGAUCCACACGGUGGUGAUUGCGGCGGAGGCGUGAAUCCUUGGAGGGAUUUCUUGGAUUCGAGGCCCAUGGCUCGGAAUCCAUCUUGCACGGUUUAUGUUGGUAAUUUGGAUGAAAAGAUCAGCGAGAAAGUAUUGUAUGAGAUUCUUAUUCAGGUAGGCCGUGUAGUAGACCUAUAUAUACCUCGGGAUAAGGAAACUAACCGUCACAAGGGCUAUGCUUUUGCGGAAUAUGAAACAGAGGAGAUCGCGGAGUAUGCUGUUAAGCUUUUUUCAGGACUUGUUCGUCUAAAUAAUAAAACUCUUAAAUUUGCGAUUUCUGGCCAAGACAAGGCCUUGCAAAACACCAUCUCUCCAGUAACACAUAAACCAAUUUCUCCUUUACAAACACCAUUGCCAAUGCAUUCUGUGCAUGCUCGAGAUGCAGAUGUGUCUCGAGCAAAUCCAGUAACACCAACACAGCCAUUAAUUAACGGCAGGGUCGCUGGUGUCACCCAUUCUAUUUCUCCUGCUUAUCCCCAAGCAUCUGCUGACGGGUUAAUAAGUAGGGGGCUCUGCAAUGGCAAUUAUGAGUAUAGUAGGCGUGUUUUGGGGGCUAUGUUGAACAAUGUUAGUCGCCCAGGUGCCAGACAUCCGGUCACCUAUCCAUCCUAUUAGCAUAGAACUCAACUCUGGAGGUGCAGGGUAUGUAUCAUCGUUACCUUAGUGAUGCUAAAAGAAUAUCUAGUUGUAGAGCCCUUCAGGCUUUUGUUCCUUCUAGCUUCUUAGCACAUUAAGCCUGUGUAGGGCAGAGUCAGUGGAAUUGUAGUCUGUUUUCUCAUAUGCAUCACCCUUAAUGCUGAGGCCUGAUCAUUCACCAGUUGCUAUUGCUUAAUGUUUGUGAGUUGCUAAUUCCUGUCAGGUGUAGGAUGGAAGAUUCUGAUUUGUAGCUGGACUCACCUUGCUUGAUUGGUCUCUGUGGUAAUUGUAUGUAGUGAAAUUUCUUAGUUUCUCAGGUUAUUCCUGAUCUCAUGUUUUCCAUUGUACUAUAUCUGCUUCCUGUAAUGUAAAGUAUUAUGACAUGGAAUGAUAUUCAGAAAUUGCAGUUGGGCUCGUUUGCUUUGUGGACUUGGUCCAUUUGUUAUUGCACUAUUUCCAAUAGAAGAAUUGCAAGCAGAACAUAUGAGACCUUUUUUUUUAUUUUUUUUUUCCAAUUUAAUUAAAUAAUAACUUAGGGUGGUCUAGGCUGUUCUUUACACACUUCGGUCUUCGUGGUCAGUGAUGUUAUUUAAUAGCCUCCACCUGCGUCUAAUGUGGCAGUAUACAAAAUUCCAUUAUGUAUUUUAAAAGAAUAACAAAACUUUAUGCUGUGAAUUGAAACAUGUGAACUGUGUUU
This is a messenger RNA of Elaeis guineensis (African oil palm), 1509 nucleotides long. RefSeq lists its product as uncharacterized. The record is from RefSeq and is a predicted model, not a curated record. Lineage: Eukaryota; Viridiplantae; Streptophyta; Magnoliopsida; Arecales; Arecaceae. Gene Ontology annotation, molecular function: RNA binding.